Messenger RNA from Actinia tenebrosa (Australian red waratah sea anemone), 2764 nucleotides. Its product is annotated as protein-S-isoprenylcysteine O-methyltransferase-like. Gene Ontology annotation, cellular component: endoplasmic reticulum; membrane. Gene Ontology annotation, molecular function: protein C-terminal S-isoprenylcysteine carboxyl O-methyltransferase activity. The record is from RefSeq and is a predicted model, not a curated record. Gene Ontology annotation, biological process: C-terminal protein methylation. NCBI's taxonomy places the organism in Eukaryota, Metazoa, Cnidaria, Anthozoa, Actiniaria, Actiniidae.
UUCUGACUUUUGCCUCCAUUGGGUUCUCUGUGUAAACAAAACCUCAAAGAUGGCGAUGAUAAAGAAGGAAGGAAUAUUUGCUCUUCUUGCCUUUUUAAUUUAUUUUUACUCUUGUUUAACCCUUAUCAGAACCACUACUUUUACCUCAUGGCAAGGCCUCAUCAAUUCGCUAGCAUUUAUCGCCCUUAGUUGGUUCGUGAUGAAGUUUCUUCCACAUUUUGAAGUUGUUAAAAGAGCGGCAUUUCUUGGCUGUGUGUUUGGAUUUUCCGUCGUUCUCAGUUUUUCUGGCUUGCCUUUCCAGCACUUUGGAUGGUACAUGGCGUCCUUGUCGUUCUUCCAUUUCUCUGAAUACAUCAUGACUGCCAUAUACAACCCCGACACGUUAACGACAGAUUCCUUCUUGCUCAACCACAGCCGCGAAUACAAAUUGGCAGCUAUUGCAAGUUGGAUUGAGUUUGCUGUCGAGUACUUCUUCUUUCCAAACCUGAAGCAAACUUCCUUCAUCAACGAACUCGGACUUUUACUUCUCAUCGGAGGUGAAAUCGUCCGAAAACUCGCAAUGAUAACAGCCAAGUCCAAUUUUUCCCACAUCGUCCAGUUUCAAAAGAAAGAUGGUCAUGUCCUCGUCCAGCAUGGCAUCUAUAAUUGGUUUAGACACCCUUCUUAUUUUGGUUGGUUUUGGUGGAGUAUUGGGACACAGCUAACUCUGUCUAACCCUAUCUGUCUAGUUGUCUAUGCGUGGGCAUCUUGGAAUUUUUUCAAGGAGAGAAUUGAAGUAGAAGAAGUCACCUUGCUCAACUUCUUCCAACAAGAAUAUGUGGAUUAUCAGAAGAGAGUUGGUACUGGGUUACCUUUUAUUAAAGGCUAUUUGGUUUCUGAAGAGAUAAACAGCAAGAAGGACAAAUGAACUGAGAACGACAUGGAGGAAAGAAGAGAGGGAAAAUACGAAUCCCUUGCACGAUUUCAUUUGUUCAGUAAUAAUAGCAGUUAGACUUAGACUUAUUAGACUUUAUUUAUACACUCAUUUGACAAUUAUGAUAUUAAUUCACAAAAAGAACUUAAUAUCUUAUUAAUAAGAUAUAGAGUUUUAGAUAAAUAUAGUUACAAAAUAAUAGAAAAGUUGUGUGUGUGGUUGUUGAAGAGUCACAACUUUCGACUCAACUACCACCCACUGAAUUUUAACAAAUAAAUUAGUGUGGAACCAAGAUUGGCUAAGCAUCUGUAAAAAAAUUACAACAGUCUUAGAAAAAAAUCAAGACAAGAGGAAGUUGUUAUGGAUGCAUGCAAAUGAGAUGCAAACAAGACAACAAGCAUUGUAUCAGUCCGAUAGCCUCACUUGUAUGACUCUCAAAACAAAAGAAUUUCUCAUUGCAAGCUCAACUGUAAUAACAACUACAGUGUAUUAGCACCAGUAGUCUUAGUCAAAAUACAAUCCUCUGUCUCUUCAAUCAUACUCUGGUAAAGUAAACCCCCAGAUUCACUUGACAGCUUCUUUGAUGUAUAUUUACUAUUUUCGGUGACAUCAACUAAAAGUUCUCUAACUUAGAUCAAUAUCUAACUAUUGUGUGUCUUAAUAUGCACUCUAAUUUCUAAGGGAAUGUAAAUUUGAAUAAGAAAGAUAUAGUGCAAAGCAUUUUGGUAUUCUUGGUUUUCACAGGACGUCAUCAAAAAACUAAAAUCCAAAGUAUUCACUCCACAAAACUUUUUGUCGAAAAUAUUGUUUAUAGCAUUAUAACAAAAGUUUCACCAAAAUAAUUGUGCACUAUCGCUGUUUGGUUUUAGAUUUAUUCCGAGUCAAAUUCUGUCACGCAAUUCUGUGAUGUAUUUUCAAAGCAUUACAACAAUGAUUGGUAACUUUAUCUUUAUGAUUAUUGUCAUUGAAAGAUAGAUUUUUUUGCAAUAUAAACAUUAUUUUUAACCUUAGUUAUUUGGCCGCCAUAUUGGUGUCCCUCAAUAAGACACCAAGAUGGCAGACCAUACAUUUCAACUAAUUUAUGAGCAUAAUCAAUCGCUUGUAUCUUCGUAUCUAAAACUUCUUUUAGCUAGAACUUUAGCUGAGUUAUAUAGUUUUGGCUACUCUUUUGGCCUGUGGAAGUUUUGUUUCAUAUAGAUCCUGGCAAAAUUUGAUGACGUAGGUGAAAACCAAGAAUUGUUCACUUAUGACGCCAUCAUGCAAACAGCAUAUAGAGUAUAGGUUUUCUGUCAAAUGCUGGCAAAGUCUUUUGACCAAAUUGUGCUCCUCUUUAAAAGCUGUGUGCAAAUUUGUCAGUUAAGCCCAUUUUAUAAGUUAUUUGUAGGUAAGCUAGCCAGGAAGGUACAUUUUUUGUUUAGGGGGAAGGGCUAUGCCAAGGCAGCCUGCAUUCAUAAUGUAUGACAGAGGGGAGGGCAGGUGAAAUUGUGGGGGGAUCAGAAGAAUUUUGGUAGCAAAAAGAGGGGAUGGGUAAAUUUUCAUCAGGAAAAUGGGGGCAAUGCACUAUAGUUAAGUUGGUAGGAGCUACAAGCCUUGCUUCGGGGGGAUCAUGUAUUUUUGCAUGACUUUAAGGAGGUGUUAAGAAUUAUUCUGGACAUUUCAAAUUUUCACCUGCCCCCACCCCCCCCUGCCAUACAUUAUGAACUCAGAUGAAAUUAGUAAAUUUAGAAUUAGAAUUUUAUAGCAGUAAUUCAAGUUUUCAAAUUUUUCAAAUUUUCAAGUUUCAGCUUAAAUUUUCAAUGUGUAACAGGGCCUUUACAUUACACAUGGUGUUAUUAAAAGUAGGGAGCAGUU